Linum tenue is the source of this 360-nucleotide messenger RNA. Lineage: Eukaryota; Viridiplantae; Streptophyta; Magnoliopsida; Malpighiales; Linaceae. The record is from the annotation of a GenBank genome assembly.
AUGAAAAAGAACAUUGAAGCCAAAAUGAUGCAGUUGGGGAUUGGUCGUGAUUUUGCUGAGUUAUUUGUAGGAAGUCUAUGGGAGAGAGUCUUGCGAGCUAAUACUGAGGCAGGGUUCCAACGUCGUUGGCUAGAGUUGCAAAAUAGUCAUUGGGGUUCAAACAACAAGUUAAUGGACUACUUGAGAGGUGAGUGGUUGCCAUGCAGGGAAAGGUGGGCAAAUUGCUACACCAAUCGCAUCUUCAUAUGUGUUGAUGCCUGGUAUCGGCUGCUAUCGUCAUCCUCCACCAUGUCGUCAUAUGUGUUGAUGCCUGGUAUCGGCUGCUAUCGUCAUCCUCCACCAUGUCAUCAUAUGUGUUGA